UUAACUUUUAUCCCUUCACACAGAAGAGUUCCAUUCCACAUAUUGACCACAUGACUUCAUGAUGGCAGACGAAAUUGAAGGUGCGAAUGUUUUGGCUCAGGCAUUAAAGGCUCAGGGUGUGGAGUAUAUGUUUGGCAUUGUUGGUAUUCCUGUGAUUGAGGUUGCGUAUGCUGCACAAGCCCAUGGCAUCAAAUACAUUGGAAUGCGAAAUGAGCAGGCUGCCUCCUAUGCUGCCUCAGCCAUUGGGUAUAUGACAGGGAGGCCUGCUGUAUGCCUUGUUGUCUCAGGCCCAGGACUCAUCCAUGCUUUGGCAGGAAUGGCUAAUGCCCAGGUCAAUUGCUGGCCUAUGAUUGUAGUAGGGGGUAGCAGUGAACUCCACCAGGAGGGCAUGGGAGCUUUUCAGGAGUAUCCACAGGUUGAAUUAUGCAGACCUUACUGCAAGUACAGUGCUCGACCAAGUAAAGUAGAGAGAAUUCCAUUUUAUAUUGAAAAGGCAGUUCGACACAGUAUUUAUGGAAGGCCUGGUGUGAGUUACAUUGACCUGGCUGGUAAUAUGGUUACACAGAGAGUCAGGGUAGCAGAUCUAAGUCCAAAUGUAAAGUGUCUUGACCCUCCAAAGACCCUGACAGACCCAGACAAAAUAAAGGAGGCCCUGGAUAUCAUUCAUUAUGCUGAGAAACCACUAGUUAUAGUAGGGAAAGGUGCUGCAUAUGCCAAAGCAGAAAAAUCUGUCAAGCAGUUUAUAGAAUCCACUCGACUUCCAUUUCUACCGACCCCAAUGGGAAAAGGUGUAUUACCUGAUGACCAUGAACUUUGUGUGGCUCCUGCAAGGUCAAAAGCACUACAGGAAGCUGAUGUCAUCCUUCUAUUAGGAGCAAGAUUAAACUGGAUUCUGCACUUUGGUUUGCCACCUAGAUUUAAUGCAAAGGUCAAGGUCAUACAGGUGGAUAUAUGUGCUGAAGAGAUGAGUAAUAAUAUACAGAAUGCAGUGUCUCUAGUUGGAGAUCUAGAUGCUGUCAUGAUACAGAUGAAUGAACAAAUUAGCAAAAUUCCAGGUCAAUUUCAUUUCAACCCUAAAUCUCCAUGGUGGAAAACUCUCAAUAGCAAAGUACAACAGAAUCAAAAGGCUGUGCAAGCAAUGAUGGAUGACAAAAGUGAGCCCCUUAACUACUAUGCAGCAUAUAGUGAGGUACAAAAGUUUCUUCCCAAGGACUGCAUAAUUGUCAGUGAAGGAGCCAACACUAUGGACAUUAGCAGGACCAUGGUUCCCAACCACCUUCCCAGACACAGAUUAGAUGCUGGUACAUUUGGGACUAUGGGAGUGGGAUUGGGAUUUGCCGUGGCUGCUGGGAUCUGGUGCAGGGAUCAUGCUCCUGAAAAAAGAGUCUUCUCCAUUCAGGGAGACAGUGCAUUUGGAUUUUCUGGGAUGGAAAUUGAAACAAUAUGCAGGUACAAGCUUCCAGUAACUCUGAUGAUAAUAAACAAUGGUGGAAUUUAUGCAGGUGUGCCAGAAGAUGUGUGGAAAUCUAUGCAGGCUGAGGAUCUCACACUUAUGUCUCCCCCUACGGCCCUGAUGGCAGCUGCUAGGUACGAGAAGAUGAUUGAGGCCUUCGGAGGCCGAGGUUACUGUGCCAGGACAACAGACGAAAUCAACAAGUACCUUACAGAGGUCACAAAGGACCCAGAGAGGGUGGCGCUUCUCAAUAUCCUCAUCAGUCCUAUGUCCUCGAGGAAAACUCAGGAUUUUGAUUGGCUGACCAAGUCAAAAAUGUGAGGAGGAACAAAUAUUAUAUCCCACAAGCCCCGCGAAGAGGAGUCUGCUCGUUUAUUGUUGUAUUUCUUGGUGAUGCUGAUAAGACAAGGAAGGAUCUUAAGAAGUAGACUUUAUACCUGUAUGCGUAGAGUUUUACCACUUCGUAAAUCUGUAUGUUCACCACUAAUGGCUGAAUCAAUGUCUGAUCAAGCAGGAAGUCCAAAAUCAGGGAGCGAGGAGGACAAACGACCCCAGUUUGGGGGACGACUCCUGACUAAUCCAGAAGAUGUCUUUCAGCACAAUGCAUGGGAUAACGUGGAGUGGGAUGAAGAACAAGAGAUCAGUGCCAAAAAGAAGACUCAGGAGCAGUUAACAACAGCACUGCCUCCAGAGAAACAAGAAGAGUAUGAGGACCUUGCCGAUGACUACUGGGACAAGUUUUACCAGAUUCACCAGAAUCGAUUCUUUAAGGAUCGACACUGGUUGUUCACAGAAUUUCCAGAGCUGGGUCCUGAUGGAAAAUGCAAUGAGGAUAUUGAAAGUGUAAGAGUUGGUCAGGAAUUUCCAGGUCACAGAGCAAAAAGGAGAAUUCUGGAGGUUGGAUGUGGAGUGGGAAAUACAGUCUUUCCUGUCUUGCAAACAAAUAAUGAUCCUGACCUGAUGGUGUACUGUUGUGACUUCUCCUCCACUGCUGUCCAGCUUGUGAAGGAGCAUGCAGACUAUAACCCAGACACGUGUCAUGCCUUUGUAUGUGACAUCACAGACGAGAGCGCCGUGAUACCGGUCCCUGACCAAUCACUAGAUGUUGUGAUUCUGAUAUUUGUGUUAUCAGCAAUCCACCCAGACAAGAUGCAGUAUGUAUUGAAUCGCCUCUCUCAGCUUCUGAAACCUGGAGGAAGAAUUCUGUUCAGGGAUUAUGGGAGAUAUGAUAUGGCUCAGUUACGUUUUAAAAAAGGUCACUGUCUGUCUGAAAAUUUCUAUGUUCGAGGAGAUGGCACAAGAGUUUAUUUCUUCACACAAGAGGAACUAAGAGAUAUGAUGAAAAAAGCAGGUUUAACAGAAGAACAGAACCACAUAGACAGACGACUUCAAGUCAAUAGAGGGAGGCAACUCAAAAUGUACAGAGUAUGGAUACAGUGUAAAUAUAGGAAAUAAACAGUUAUAACCUA
This is a messenger RNA of Saccostrea cuccullata (small rock oyster), 2922 nucleotides long. RefSeq names its product 2-hydroxyacyl-CoA lyase 1-like. Gene Ontology annotation, biological process: fatty acid alpha-oxidation. Gene Ontology annotation, cellular component: peroxisome. Gene Ontology annotation, molecular function: thiamine pyrophosphate binding; magnesium ion binding; catalytic activity. The transcript is spliced from 28 exons. The record is from RefSeq and is a predicted model, not a curated record. Lineage: Eukaryota; Metazoa; Mollusca; Bivalvia; Ostreida; Ostreidae.